AUGUUAGCAGAGAAAACGCGUACAGUAACGGCCUUUAUCAAAGAAGCUGCUGCUACAUCACGUGCACGUGAACUUCUAGAAAAGUAUACUGAACCGGAGAACUGGGAAUCACGUCUACCAGCGAAGUAUACCAAAAGUGAAAAUAAUAAUGUCAGUAAUAAUUACAACACCAAAGGUUUCGUAAGGACUAAUUUGACUUCGGAUGAACCAUCUAAGAUUGCAGUUGAACAGAAACUUAUCCAUGCAAUAGGUAGUGGUAAUAUGAUGAACAAUAAUGGCAGCUGUAGUUCGGAGGAUAUCUUACGUGCAACGCAAACAGUUGAUAAAUCAUCUAGUAUUGUUAUCAGUUUCAAUGAGUUAAAUUCUAUAUCAUCAAUUGAGAAUGGAUGCAUGAAUACGAACAAAAUAGCAUACAUUGAUGAGGAUGAACGUGCAAGUGAUUCCUGCCGCUCUUCAAAUAUGCAUAUUGGAGAGAAUCAAAAUGAACAUAUCAAUAAUGGUAGCGGCUUCAAAAAUCUUUAUAGACAGGGCAAUUCAGUUCAAGAGAUUCGAGCGUUAAACGACAGCGAUGACGAUGAAGUGAUGAUGAACAUUAUGUCGAAAGUUUCAAAGGAACGCGAAAAUGUUUCAACUACUGAAGCAAACAUUACAGCAGAUGAUAGGAUUCAGAAAAAUGCUGAAACUAUUGCAGCUGUUGGGACUCAAGGGAAGCACGAUGAUAAUCCAUUCACCUAUUCAGCAGGACAAUUACGUUUACAUGGAAAUCGAGUUGGCACAUAUGAUAUGCAAAAAUCUCGUACAUUAAACACAAAAAGGGAUGUCUUUACAACUGCUGAUGUAAGCUUAAUCCCAGCUAAUACAUCCAAUUCGGUACUAGCGCGAGAUUUGAUACCGGCACAUUUCGACGGGCGUGAAACUUACGCUAGAGGACUUUUGGAUCCAACAGAGGAUACUCGUCUUAAUCCGCAGCAGCAUCAACAGCAACAGCAGCAGCAGCAGACAAAUUUGGAUAACGAAAUGGCCAAUCUAAAGAAUCAACCGGACAAAUGCGCGAUUGCUAAAAGACGUAAGGAAAAUAAAAAGGCGAAAGAAGCGAAAAAUAGUUAUGUUGUUGAAUCGAAAGAUGGGUAUAUGGGUAAUUUAUCACCUGAAGAGAUACUAAAGCGGAUCGAAGGUGAGAAUAAAGGCAAAGCGAAAGGAAAUCAAAAGAAUGGAACGAAUGGGUCUAAGGAUCACUCAUCUGUUUUAGCGAACGGUGCUAAAAAUAGUGGCGGUCGUAAAAAGGGCGACAAAAAAGAUCGUCAAACAGAUAAGGCUGCAAAACGUUCUGUCAUCAUCGGUAGAGAGGUAGUUGAACUGUCAACCAAUAUGGAAACAUCAAAUGUUGAAAAGGCGCAAGUGGUUAUUGUAGAUGAGGAAAAUAAGCAUGAUUCAUCGAUAACAGGAACGAGAACAUCGAAGACGGAAGUCGUAACGUCAUCCCUACAAAGUGAUAAGGUUGAAGAAGUUGGAAGUGGUGCUACGACCACAACGAAAGGCACGGUUGAUGAAGGUGUCGAUGAUGAGGAGCAAUAUUUAAGUGCUGACGAAGGCGCCAAUUCCAAUUUCUCCGACGAUAUUUAUCAUACGGAUGAACAAUCCGGUGCUUCUGGUUCACGUGACUUCAUAAGUGAUGGCGCCAACUAUCGUGCUGAUGAUGAAGAAAUAAAUCCUUUACCAGUAACAUCCGAAGAAUCCGAAUUUAUCCAAGUUAUUGCUAGGAAUAAGAGGAGAGGUGCUGCUGCUCAGAUUCAGCAUCAACAACAAACUGCAUUGUCGGGAAUGGAUAGGAGGAAUGUAUACUUCAAUAGCAUGAUAGAUCGAGGUGCUAGAACAAAUGUAAGGCGUGAUGCAGAUAGACCCCGACAAAGUUCGGUACAACCGCCACCGGAUAAUCGUCGAAACCAGCCAUCUUCACGUGGAAAUACUUCUCCAUCACCAGUUGAUUAUGAGAGUUUUCAAAAAUAUUCGGCUCCUCCACGACUUCGGAUGUUAAUUUCAGAAAUUAUUGAUAAUACUCUUAUGAAAGCACAAGAGAACAAGGGUAGUAGCAGAAAAGGUCAAGCUGUCGGUAGUAGUGGUAGUGGUCAUCCACAGCAGCAACGGCAACAGGAGCAUUCUAAAUUUGCUACCUCAAUAUCUAUGAGCAAGAAGGCGAAAUAUGGAUUACCAUCUUCCCUUCAAACAAGUCGUAGAGCAUCACCUGAUCGUCGUGGCAGUCAACCAUUGACUUUGAAAUAUUCUGUUGCUGCUGGAAGCAGUGGCUCUUCACCGGCUGUUGUAUCUCUUUCGGAAGGGGUAUCAGAUGCGAAACGCAAAAUACCGGAACAACAUCUUAGCACUGUUACUGUUGCUAAUACAAAAGCUCCAGCUCAACGAUCUUGGGCAGAUAUUGCUAAACAGCGAUUGUAUGAUAAUACUGAAACACGUCCAAAUGAAGCAACUUUUGCAUCGUCGGAUAUUCGUGCAUCGAUUAAAGAAGAACGUACUGUUAGUGGAACAUCCAUUUCUGGUAAUGUUGAAAGUGAGAAAAAGCCAGAACAUAAUGACCAAAAACGAACAGUAAAUGUGGAAACGGUAAGCAGCGAACCAACAGUGAAAGAUUAUUCAUUCUUCUUUGAUCCAAAUGAACCAACUGGAACUGUGUCGAAAGAAUCAGAACCGAAAAAUUCCAAAAUCGUGCCAAAGGAAACUGAUAAAGAUUCGAAAUCUUCCAAGCCUCGAUGUACCGGGAUGGUACUCAAUUUGGAUGGAGGUCGUCAAGUUGUUAUUCAGGAAAGUGAUGUAGUAGCUGCAGGUCCACCAACUAUUGUCGAUAUAAGGCAGCGACCUGAAGUAGAAACAGCGAUUACGAUGUGGAGAUAUUUUAUGGAUAAUCCAACUGAAAUAGUAACGUACCGAGAAUAUAAAAGACAAAGGGAGAAGUCAGAGAUGCGAAAUCGAACAUCUAAAGAAGAACAAAAGAAGGGAGACAUGGCAAAAGGAGAUAAAGGAGGGGAAGAAGAAUCAAAAUGAACGGUAUUAUUUGGUAUCAGCAGGAUCAAUCUCUCUCCUUUCCGUAUUGUUGUUAUUGUCAUUGUAUUACUUUCCUGAAGAGAUUAGUUCACAUCUUCCUUAUAUUUUCCAUUGUUUCAUUUGUAUUAACUUCGUCAUAGUAUCUUAGUUCUUUCUCGUUCAAUUCAACUGUUUAGUGACGUGGAUUUCGAAUGUGAAAUGGGAGGGAUGCUGG
Molecule: messenger RNA, 3268 nt
Organism: Loa loa (African eye worm)
Lineage: Eukaryota; Metazoa; Nematoda; Chromadorea; Rhabditida; Onchocercidae
Exons: 24
Coding region: 1-3054 (1017 amino acids)
Source: RefSeq, a predicted model, not a curated record